Molecule: messenger RNA, 1626 nt
Organism: Nanorana parkeri
Lineage: Eukaryota; Metazoa; Chordata; Amphibia; Anura; Dicroglossidae
Gene: BCKDK
Product: branched chain ketoacid dehydrogenase kinase
Exons: 14
Coding region: 294-1535 (413 amino acids)
Biological process (GO): protein phosphorylation; regulation of glucose metabolic process
Cellular component (GO): mitochondrion
Molecular function (GO): pyruvate dehydrogenase (acetyl-transferring) kinase activity
Source: RefSeq, a predicted model, not a curated record
CGUUAUCUGCGUCUCGCUGAGCCAGAACAAGCACGGGCCUCUCCUGCCAAGGCACAAACCUGUCGGAUUGGUUUUCCCCCCUGGCCACGGCAUCCGUGUGUAACCUUGAGCUUCCCUCCCAGAAGAAGCAUAUGGAAGAGGGCGGGCGCCCCGGCUGGACGCGCUUUUCCAGAUGGAUAGAGCUCCUCGCGGCUUCCUUCCUGUGACCUGAACUGGCGUAGAGGAUUGGAGGUGCUGGGCCCAGUCUAGGCUCCUCUUCCCCGGGGUUCCCGGAAUCACCCGAGUGCUGAAAGAUGUUGCGAAAGAACAUGUUGGAGGCAUUGGCUCGAGGGGCCCUGACUCCUCCUCUUCGUCUGUCCUUAAUAUUGCUCAGAUCCCGCUCCACCUCCGCAGAUCACCACCAUGUGGAGCUGGCCAGGGAGAGGUCCAAGACCGUCACCUCCUUCUACAACCAGUCCAGCAUCGACCAGGCGUCAGUGAAGCCGUCCGUGCGUCUGACUCCCACCACCAUGCUGUACUCGGGCCGAUCUCAGGAUGGCAGCCACAUUCUGAAAAGCGCACGAUAUUUGCACAAGGAGCUCCCCGUCCGCAUUGCUCACAGAAUUAAAGGAUUCCGCAAUCUGCCCUUCAUCAUCGGCUGCAACCCCACCAUCCUACACGUGCAUGAGUUGUACAUUCGCGCCUUCCAGAAGCUGAGCGAGUUCCCGCCGAUCACAGACAACGAGGUGGAGAGUCAGUACUGCAAGCUGCUCCGGCAGCUCCUCGAUGACCAUAAGGACGUUGUGACUCUGCUGGCCGAGGGGCUGAGAGAAAGCCGCAAGCACAUCCAGGACGAGAAGGUGAUUCGCUCCUUCCUGGAUAACACAUUAACCUCCCGCCUGGGAAUUCGGAUGCUGGCGACGCACCACCUGUCCCUGCACGAGGACCGGGCGGAUUUUGUGGGCAUCAUCUGCACCCGUCUAAGUGUCCUUUCAUUAGUUUUGUGCCCUGAAGUCUUUCUACUUUUUAGGCGUCUGUGUGAACACAAGUACGGGAACGCCCCUCCGGUUGGAAUUAACGGUCACGUGGCAGCGCGUUUCCCCUUCAUCCCGAUGCCGCUGGAUUACAUCAUUCCGGAGCUGUUGAAGAACUCCAUGCGGGCCACCAUGGAGAGCCACCGCAACUCGCCCUACAACGUCCCCGAGAUUGUCGUCACCAUCGCCAACACCGACAUCGAUCUGGCCAUCCGGAUAUCUGACCGAGGAGGCGGAAUACCCCGCGACCAGCUGGAGAAAGUGAUGGAUUAUCAUUUCACCACGGCGGAGAGCACCACUCAGGACUCCCGCGUCACCCCAGCUCUCGGCAAUAUGGUGGAUAUGGUGAACAGCGGGCAGUCGGGGCCCAUGCACGGCUUUGGCUUUGGCCUGCCGACCUCCCGGGCGUACGCCGAGUACCUGGGCGGUUCCCUCUGCAUCAAAUCUCUUCAGGGCGUCGGAACGGACGUUUACCUGCGUAUCAAACACAUCGACGGGAAGGAGGAGAGUUUCCGCAUCUGAGGAGGAGAGUCCGGAGUCUCUACAGCUUUUAUCCACAGAGGAUCGGCUGCAUUGUCCCAUACAACCCCACCUACCACCACCACCAUCCUCA